UCUCCACAACGCGUGGGUGAAAGCAGAGGGAAGAUGAGAGGAGAGGAGAGGUGGUAACUGCAACUGCCUAACCGGGAAUGAGGGCGCAACAAUUCCCCGGUGAGAAGCUGUGGAGGCUCCGCCACAUUUAUGCGCGCAAGAAGAAGUGAAUUACUGUGAGGAAACCUGAGGAAGAAUCGUGUUAAGAGUUAUCUUCUUGGCUGAGAAGGGGGAGAAGAAAAAAAGUUUGCAUCAGAAGGAGUCUUCAAUAUCCAGCAGAGAUGAGAUUAAACUUUUCCACAAGUUGGAUAUUCCGAGGCUGGAUAACGUGUGUACUCGUCACCUUUUACGCACAGCAUGCAGUCCCCAAAACUCUUCAGUGUGAUGAAAAACACUACUUAAAAGGUGAAAGAUGCUGCGAGAAGUGUAGACCAGGCUUCCGUGUCUUUGCCGACUGCAGCGAUUCCCACCAGACUAAAUGCAUUAAAUGUAAUCGUGGUGAAUAUCAGCCCGGCUGGACUGCAGAGAAGCGAUGUCUCCAGCAGAAGUUCUGUGACCCAAUUAAGGGUUUUAUGGAGAGGCCUGAAAACCCCGUGGCAGAGGUGCCGUGUCGAUGCCGCACCACCCUCCAGUGCUGUCCCAUCAACUGUGAGUUCUGUGAGAGGAUACCCACCUGCGGUGCUGGAUAUGGACUCGAGGAGGAUCCUGAGUCUAGUAAUGGAAGGAAGAUCUGUGUUCCAUGUAAGAGAGGCUUCUUCUCCACUGACAACAAUGGCGAACAGUGCAAACCAUGGACUAACUGUAAGGCUGAAGGCAAGAGUGAGACACAACCAGGCAGUGCUCAGGCCGAUGCAAUAUGUGGAGCCCCUGUGUCUGGUGCAGCACCCUCCUGGGUCAUAGUUUCAGUUCUGUCAGUCAUCACUGUUCUGUGUCUCCUCAUCCUGCUCCUCUUCUGCUACAAGGACAAACUGAAAUUACUCUCUUUAAAUCUGCGUUCCUGUGUUCAGAAUCUGAAGAGGACUAGGAUACAGCAGGAGACCUUGGCCCCUCUUUAUCAUAGCGGAGGUCCCAAGUGCACGCCAUGUGAGACGACCAAACUUAUCUGCCAAGCACCACAGAGCCCCACGGAUGAGCCCCCAUGCACAUUCCCCACCCCUGUUCCCGAUGUCAAGGUCUCACUGCCAUUCACAGGGGAAAUUACAGGGGAAGAGGGAACCAACAGGAAGACGGCAACUGAGGAUCAGAGCGAAGGGUCUGGAGAACCAGAGGAGGUGUCAGAAGAAGAAGAGAUCAUGAGCGUGUCUCCUCUUUUGGCAGGCUCUUCCGUGUGCGUCAUUCCCAUUCGUGAGCCGCUGGAAGUAGGGGAGAAUGAAGACUGUAGCCAGGCUGUCAGCCCCAGGACUCCUGGAACCUUCUCAGGUGGAGGGCUGGAUGGAGAAAGGUAUGCAGACGAGAGUGGGAAAGAAGAGAAGAUUGAGAGUAUAAGGGCAAACAACGGUGGCGAAAAGGGUGAUGGAAAUCGAGAAAAGAUGGGUUUGUGCAAGAGCGAAACAGGCGCUCCAUGUCUCGUCUCUCUUUCUCCUCCGCUCCUCCACACCUCCUCUGUAGUCCCUCCAUCCAGUCCUCUUCCUGAGCUCUGCCUGCCGUUGUCCCAGGCAGUAUCACCGGAGUUCAAACCUUACCUGAAUGACAAGUCGCUGGUAAAACAGGAGGAAUUAUACAGGCUGGCAAGCACGGACUCCACCUCAUCAGAGCAUAGUACAACCUCUGAAAUGACCUCAGUCAGCCCCUUGAUGACUUCCUCAUCUGUUGGCAAUCUCUAUCUGGACAAGCCCCCUGAGGCCUCUAGCCCAGAGCAAGGCCAGGGACUUUCCUGGGAGGACAGUGGUGGAAACAAGCUCUCUUCUGAGAGGGAGUCAGAACUGGAGUGCUCACCUGAGAGCCUCCAUAGUCAGCUGGCUGAACCAACUCUUACCUCAGGUCAAGUGUCCGGGAACCACAACACCACCUUCAUCUCCAGCGGUCAGGUGAUGAACUUCAGCGGUGAUGUCAUCGUCGUCUAUGUCAGCCAGACGUCUGUUGGCAGUGACGGGGUGGGGCAGGAUGAUGCCUUCGGAAGCCCCGUCCAGGAGGAGGCCAAUGAGACUGGUCCAUUUUUCCAGGGCAGCCUGGGGUCGCAGGGGGAAUCCAGUUCCCACGUCACAUUGCAAGACGAGACACUGCCGGUCCAAGAGGUGAUGGAAGAGCGGGCAUUGGUAAAGUGAAAAGUGACCAAUGGCUGUGUCAUCUCGAUAACUAUCAGAUACAUUUUUUAAAAAAAAAAAAGGAAUGAGGUCCUUGGUAA
Toxotes jaculatrix (banded archerfish) is the source of this 2323-nucleotide messenger RNA. RefSeq names its product tumor necrosis factor receptor superfamily, member 11a, NFKB activator (gene tnfrsf11a). The record is from RefSeq and is a predicted model, not a curated record. Gene Ontology annotation, biological process: response to interleukin-1; positive regulation of bone resorption; multinuclear osteoclast differentiation. Gene Ontology annotation, cellular component: external side of plasma membrane. Bases 261 to 2243 code for a protein of 660 amino acids. The transcript has 10 exons. NCBI's taxonomy places the organism in Eukaryota, Metazoa, Chordata, Actinopteri, Toxotidae. Gene Ontology annotation, molecular function: tumor necrosis factor receptor activity; cytokine binding.